Messenger RNA from Chaetomium globosum CBS 148.51, 2778 nucleotides. RefSeq lists its product as uncharacterized. The coding region runs from base 1 to 2778 and encodes 925 amino acids. The transcript has a single exon. Lineage: Eukaryota; Fungi; Ascomycota; Sordariomycetes; Sordariales; Chaetomiaceae. The record is from RefSeq and is a predicted model, not a curated record.
AUGGCUUCCACCGAGGUCCUCUCCCAGACCCUCUCCUCCAUCACGGCCAUCAAACUUGACCAACUCCAGCAGCAAAAGGAGGCUUACGGAAACAAGAAGAGAUCUCUGCUUGAGGAGGUUGCCUCCGAGUCGGACACCGCGGUACGAGCCAAGAAGCUGCUCAAGGGCUGCAAGGACCUUCAGUCUCUCGGCCUGAAGAGGAACAGGGCCCUAUCCAGCCUGGGCGAGUUCCUUGACCAAGCCAAAUAUGACCCCUCCAUUACCGAGCCCUUCCUGAAGGAAUACGAGGCCGAGAUCAGCCAGCACAUGGACGCGCAGACCAACAAGUACGAGUUUGCGUCGCUCUACGGCAAGCUUGUUGAGGAAUGGAUCGCGUCCGGUAACUCGGAUGCCGCGUCAACGGCCGAGGGAUCCAACUUUGUCGUCGUCGGCCGCGAGGAGAUGCAUGAGCAGCGCGCCACUUGGGAAGAGUAUGUCUUCAAGGCCAAGGACACCGACCCCAAGGCCAUCAAGACGUACCUGGGCGACGUGUUCUCCUCAAAAGAAGCGAAACGCUAUCUGGGGAUCGUCAGGAAAACCCUGGAGCGUUUCCAAAAGGAUUGGAAGUCAAUGCGCCACUUCGACGUGGACACUCUGGACACCGUCAUUCAGGGUAUGCUGAGAAGCGACAUUCUGACCGAAGAGAAGCGCACCACCCUUCGUGACUUCAAAGCGAACAAAGUGAUUCUCUCGGAGAUUGCAGAUGUGCUCAACAUGCGCCUGUCCACCAUGGCGACCUGGUCAUGGGGCACGCCUCUCAUCGUCGAUCAACGGCGGAACAUCAACGGCCGAUACCGGUUCUACACGGAUGAGGAUCUAUUGCACUCCAUUUUGGUGUAUUACGUGGGCCUACGAUGGGCGGUCCAGCUUCGCGAGGCUCUGACCACGUUCACCAAAGGCGACGGCGUCUGGAAGUCUGACACCAAGCCCAUUUCCAAGGAUGACGCGCGCCGCCACCGCUUCUUUCUCGACGACUACUUAGUGCUGAACUCGAGCUCGGUUCAAAAGUUACGUGACAUUCACUUCCACAGCAUUCUCCUUGACCAGCUUCCCAGGUCCUUCGACGAGGUCAGGGAUACCUAUGCCGGCUCCGGGGACAAGGCGGGCGAUACGAAGCCGAGUCCUGUCACGGUCGUCCAGGAGCUACUGCAGCGCCUCCAGGCCGAAAUCAUCAUGCAGACGAAGCUAGGGAAGGAUGUCACCGUCAUCCGCUCCGACUUCAAGUGGUUUGGGCCGUCUAUCCCCCACUCGACCAUCUACGCCGUUCUCGAGUUCUUUGGCGUGCAAUCGGAAUGGAUCGACUUUUUCAGGCGCGUUCUCGAGGCGGAGAUACGGUUCAAGCAGGACUCGCCGGAUGCUCCUGUGCAGAUCCGGAAACGUGGCACGCCCAUGUCAACCCCCAUCACCGACCUUUUCGGGGAGUCUAUCCUGUUCUGCCUGGACUAUGCCGUAAACCAAAAGGCCGCCGGCACCCGCCUGUAUCGGCUGCACGACGACAUGUGGCUCUGGGGCAACUCGGGGACUUGCGCCGACGCCUGGAAGGUCAUCACCCAGUUCACCGACACCAUGGGCUUGGAGCUCAACUCAGAGAAGACAGGCUCCGUACAGGUCAAGAGCGACAACGGCACCGCGGCAUCGACGACCUCGUCGGGGACGCUGCCCGAAGGCGACGUGAAGUGGGGUUUCCUAAAGUUGGACCCUGCCACGGGCCGCUUCUUGAUCAACCAGGACGAGGUGGACAAGCACAUCGACGAGCUCCGCCUCCAGUUGUCGGCGUGCCGCAGCAUCCUGGACUACAUCCAGGCGUGGAACAUCUACGGGCACCGUUUCUUCGCCAACAACUUCGGCAAGCCCGCCAACUGCUACGGGCGCGCCCACAUCGACAGCAUGCUCGCCACCUUCCGCCGCAUCCAAGACAAGCUCUUCCCCGACCAUCCCGGCGGCGUCGGCGAGCACCUCAAGCUGACCAUCGCCUCGCGCUUCAACAUCCCCCCCUCCCACAUCCCCGACGGCUACCUCUACUGGCCCUCCUCCCACGGCGGCUUGGGCCUCAAAAACCCCUUCAUCUCCCUCCUCCUCUUCCGCCGCCAAGUCGAGAAAGACCCCGCCAAGCUCAUGACCAAGUACCUCUCCGAGGAAGAAUUCGUCUACGCGCGCGCCAAGGCCCGCUUCGAAGCGGGCUUCAGCAUCCCCGCGCUGCAGGACAACGACGACGCUUCGGACAUGUCAGACGACGAUAGCGAUGAUGACGACGACGACGACACCUCGGUGGUCACGUCAGACAACGGCGACGACGACGACGCCUCGAUGGUCAUGUCGGACAACAACGACGACGACGCCUCGGUGGUGGUCAAGUCGGACCGCCCCGGCACCAACCGGUGGGGGGCGUCCAGCUGGCGGGACGGGCCCGAGUGGGCGGACCUACGCGACCAGCCGUUCAUGUCGGCGGCCGAGUUUGCGCGCUACCGCGAGCUCACGGAUGCGCGGCUGGGGAGGCUGUAUCGUCAGCUGAUGGCGGCGCCGGAGGUCAAGGCGCUGGGGCCGACGGGGGAGGUCAAAGCGGCGCUGCCAGAUAUGCCGACGUGGAGUGCCCUGGGCGAGUACGAGCAGUGGGUGGUGCAGCUGUAUCAUAAGGAUAUUGUGGCGCGGUUUGGGGGCGUGGAUGUGGUGGAUCAGGGGCUGUUGCCGACCGGGUUGAUGUCGAUGUUGAGGGAGAGUAGGUUCCGGUGGCAGGGGUGA